GUCGAAUAUAUCAAUAUGUCUUUGAAUAUAAGAGAAGUCAAUCCAACUUUGCAGAAAAUUGCAAAAGAUGAGCUCAAUGAAGAUCCUUCGCAGAUUCCUCAAAUGCUAGAACAAUUUCGAGAAUGGAUAAGGAAGUCACCACAUUUAAGAGCAAGAACUGAUGAUCAAUUUUUGGUGUCCUUUUUAAGAGGCAGUAAGUACAGCCUUGAAAGAGCAAAGCAUAAAUUGGACAUGUUUUAUACUGUCCGUCAACACUCGCCUGAAUUUUUCAAGGAUCGUGACCCAGAAAAAAUGAAUGUGCAUGAAUAUAUGAAGAUAAGCGCGAUGUUUGCCUUACCAACAUCAUGGUCAGAGGGAGCACCACGUGUUAUUUGCAGUCGUUCUGGGGGUUACGACCCUGCAAAGUACAAAAUAGAAGAUAUAAUGAAAUGUUUUAUGCUUGUUGGUGACAUCCUUCAUGAAGAAGAUGAUCAAAUGAUAAUUUCUGGUCAAAUUAACAUCAUUGAUUUAAAGAAUGCAUCUAUGGCUCAUUUUACAGCUUUUUCACCACAGAUGAUGAAGAAAAUGACAGUUAUGAUGCAGGAUGCUUCGCCAUUCCGAUUAAAAGCUAUCCACUACAUUAAUGUCCCUCCAUUUUUUGAAAAAAUGUUCAAUGUCUUCAGACAAUUUUUGAACGAGAAAACCAAAUCGAGAAUUUACAUGCAUGGCAAUGAUUUGGAAUCAUUAUACAAAGUCGUUCCUAAGCACAUUCUACCAAAAGAGUACGGAGGUGAUGGAGAUUCUGUUGAAGAUAUUGUAAAAUACUGGGAACAUAAAAUAUAUGCAAACAGACAGUUCCUAAUAGACCAGACAACAAAAUAUGGUGUUGAUGAAAAGAAAAGAAUUGGAAAGCCUAAAAAUCCUGAAAGUCUGUUUGGCAUCGACGGGACAUUCAGACAACUACAAAUUGAUUAAGUAUCUUGUUAUCUAUAAAGUUUUCAUUAAUAAUUGUGAAAUAACUAUGACAUGCUAGUAAAAUGCUAAACUUAACCGAUAAGCGCUG
Molecule: messenger RNA, 1042 nt
Organism: Chironomus riparius
Lineage: Eukaryota; Metazoa; Arthropoda; Insecta; Diptera; Chironomidae
Source: the annotation of a GenBank genome assembly